ACGUGAAUGGAGGACGUGUGUCUGUGAAUACUGAGUACGACGGCGAAGUCGUUUUAAUUCGGCUACUUAAAAUUAGUGCAUUGAUUACGUUUCACAUGAUAGAAUCCACUAAAAACAAGCAAUCAAAACCCUAUAAUAUAGAUAUUGUGACUUAAUAGCAGUGCAAACUUCGCAAUGGGUAAAGCUAAAAAGGGAAAGAAACUCCAGAAUGCCGAGGACGGCGACAGUGACGUGGAGACCACUAACAUCGAGAGCGCGAAACCUUCGCAAACUAAAGGGAAGAAAAUUGCAGUUGAUUCCGAUGAGAGUGAAGACGAGAAGCCUAAAGCUAAGUCGAAGCACAAGAAGUCCGUAGAUGAAGAUGUUAAGGAAGUCACAAAGAAUAUUAAAAAUGUUUCAAUAUCUAAGAAGUCUCAAAAGAAGAAGGUUGAAGCUAGUAGUGAAGAUGAGUCUGACGAUGAACCAGCACCAAAAUCAGGCAAAGGCAAGAAGGCGGCAGAUAAAAGUGCUUUCUCCUUCUUGGAAAUAGAGGAUUCAGCAGAGUCAUUACCCGAUGCUGCUAUUUCUUCCGAAGAUGAAAAACCUCAAAAAUCACAGAAAAAAGGUCAAGAAAAAAAAGAACCUGCUGGCAAGAAAGGUAAAAAAGCUAAAAGGAAGAAGGAUGAUAGUGAUGAUGACUUAGAAAAAGUACUCGCUGAAUUAGAAAUGGAAUAUGCUGGAGUUAAAAAGGAACCUACGCCACCCACCGAAGGAGAGAAACCUGCUGAGCCUAUUGAAGAGAAACCAAAAACAAAGAAAAAAGGUAAAAAAGAGGAAGCCAAAGCAGAGCCUGAAGAGGAAAAAGAAGGCAGUGAUAAUGAACUUGAUGUGACAGUCAAGACUGCUGCACAGAAAAAGAAGGAAAAGAAAGAAAGAGAAAAACAGAAGAAAUUAGAAGCUAAGAAGAAGGAAAAGGAACAAGAAGGGAAAAAGGAAGAGCCUAAGACAGAACCUAAAGUAGAAAAGGAGGAAGUUAAGGCCGAGGAACCAGCUAAAGCACCAUCUGAGGAAAAAGAAGGUGGAGACACCCCUGCUACUGAAUCCAAAAAGAAGAAGAAAGGUAAAGGCAAAGAAGAAAAGGAGGAAAAAGAUGAUAAAGGUAAAAAGGGUCCUGCUAAGAAAACUAUUGCUGCUAUGCAGGAAGCUCUUAAGAAAAUUAAAGAAGAAGAAGAGCGUUUAAAAAAGGAGGAAGAAGAAAGGAUAAAGCAAGAAGAAGAGAGAGAACGGCAAAGACUAGAAGCUAUUAGAUUAGAAAAAGAACGCAAAGAAAGAAAGAAGCAGAAGGAAAAAGAUCGCAAGGAGCGUCUUAAAGCAGAAGGGAAGCUUUUGACUCCUAAACAGAAGGCUGAGAAGGCUAGAGCUCAGGCUAUGCUGGAGUCGCUGAAAGCACAGGGUAUAGAAGUGGGUGGGUCGGAGAAGAAGCCUCCAAGGCCGGGCACGAGGGUCAAGCCUACGAAGCUUAAGAGCCAGAUGUCGCAGGAGGCUCCGUCAACUCCGCAGGAGGAGAAGAAAGUGGAAUUGGAGAUUGUAGAUAAGAAGGAGGAACCCAAAAAGCAGGAAAAGAAAGAAGAAGAAGAAGGCAUCAAGGACUCGUGGGACGCUGAGUCUUCAGAGGAAGAGCCGGAGCCUACACCUGAGCCGGAACCAGUCAAGCCACCACAGACUCCUGCUAAGGAUAAAACACCCGCCAAGAAGCUGGAAGAAGAAGAAAGUUCGUCCGAGGAAGAAGACAGUUCGGAUGAAGACUCAAGCUCUGAAGAGGACUCUGAUGAUGAGGGGAUGACUGAUGCGCAGAAAAAGAGGGAGCUCAUCUUGAGGAGAUUAGAGAAACGCAAAGAAGAGAACGAGUUGAACAAACAGAACAACCCGCUUCGUGCCGCCGUGGUGUGUGUGCUCGGCCAUGUCGACACUGGCAAAACCAAGAUCUUGGACAAGUUACGGCGAACCAACGUACAAGAUGGCGAGGCUGGGGGCAUCACACAGCAGAUAGGCGCUACCAACGUGCCUAUUGAGAAUAUUAAGGAGCAGACUAAACAUGUUAAAGGGGUGAACGAGAUCGCGUUCAAGCUCCCCGGGCUACUCAUCAUCGACACGCCUGGCCACGAGUCCUUCAGCAACCUGAGGAACAGAGGGUCUUCUCUCUGCGAUAUCGCCAUCUUGGUGGUAGACAUUAUGCACGGCCUAGAGCCCCAAACGAUAGAAUCCAUAAACCUACUCAAACAGAAGAAGACCCCCUUCUUAGUAGCGUUGAACAAAAUAGAUCGCUUAUACGACUGGCAAAGUGCUCAACGUAAAGAUGUGCGAGAUAUUUUGAAAAUGCAGGCUACGAAUACACAGAUCGAGUUUGAGAAGAGGAGCAAGGAUGUUAUGCUACAGUUUUCUGAACAGGGUCUAAACGCCGCGCUGUUCUACGAGAACCCGGACCCCCGUUCAUAUGUGUCCCUAGUCCCCACAUCAGCUGUGACGGGCGAAGGCAUGGGAAAUCUCUUGGCGAUGAUCGUGCAAGCCUGCGAAGGUCCCUUACAUAAGAGAUUAGUCUUCUCACAACAACUGUUAGCUACUGUUCUUGAGGUGAAAGCGAUCCCGGGUCUCGGAACGACGAUUGACACAAUCCUCAUCAACGGAACCCUCAGAGAAGGGGACACUAUGGUUCUCGCUGGCACAGACGGGCCCAUAGUCACGCAGAUCAGGUCUCUACUCAUGCCGCAACCUAUGAAGGAGUUGAGAGUCAAGAACGCGUAUAUGGAGCACAAAGAGGUAGUGGGCGCGCAAGGUGUCAAAAUCGCGGCCAAGGAGCUCGAGAAGGCCAUCGCUGGAUUGAACCUGCUCGUGGCACAGAAACCUGAUGAGAUCGACGUAUUAAAGGAAGAAGUGGCACGCGAGCUGAAAUCCGCUCUCUCGUCAAUAAAAUUGUCGGAGCGCGGUGUGUACGUGCAAGCGUCGACACUAGGCUCACUGGAAGCGCUGCUAGAGUUCUUACGGACUAGCAAAAUUCCUUACUCGGCGAUCAGGAUAGGGCCGGUGGUGAAGCGUGACGUCAUGAAAGCGUCCGCCAUGUUGGAACACGACUCACAGUGGGCCACCAUCCUAGCGUUCGACGUUAAGAUCGAGCGCGAUGCCCAAGAAAUGGCGGACAACCUAGGCGUGAAGAUAUUCGCGGCCGACAUCAUCUACCACCUGUUCGACAAGUUCACGGCGUACAGAGAAGAACUCAAGCAGAAGAAACGAGAAGAAUUCAAGCAUAUAGCUGUGUUCCCUUGCAAACUACGGGUGUUACCACAAUUCGUGUUCAACUCCCGCGACCCCAUCGUGUGCGGUGUAAUGAUAGAGGCUGGCAUCGUGAAGGAAGGCACCCCCAUUUGCGUCCCCAGCCAAGAGUUCGUGGAGCUCGGAAUAGUAACGUCAAUAGAGAUCAACCACAAGCAAGUAGAGACGGCGCGGAAAGGCCAAGAGGUCUGCAUCAAGAUCGAACCCAUACCCGGCGAGUCGCCGAAAAUGUUCGGGCGGCACUUCGACGAGACAGACAUGCUAGUCAGCAAGAUAUCCCGCGCGAGUAUCGACGCGUGCAAGGAUUACUUCCGAGACGACCUGAUCAAGACCGACUGGCAGCUCAUGGUGGAGCUCAAGAAGCUCUUCCAGAUCCUGUAGACCCUCCCCCACACCCUCGGUACAUCUACACCAGCGUUGUGUAAAAUUAACUUUGAAAACCUGAUUUCUACAGAUCUUGGGGUCAUUCUACUCAAAAUCGUCAGCAUUUUCCAUCGUUAAACAAAGAUGCCUCAAAAUAUCCGUUCAAUUAUGUCUCAAAACAAUCUUUUUUGUUUAGUGACGUAGUGGAAACUGGAAACUACGAUUUGCACAAAUUUUUUUGAAACAUUUAAUGCAUCAGGCGCUUGACAGCGCAAGUUGUCCUAAACCGCGUAGUAAGGACAAGUAGGUACAAUGCUAUGAAUAUAAAUGUACUGGUGAUUCUGAGCUCAAAAACCUCAAAAUCAGGAUCUGUGACAAUCAGGUCUUCGACCGUUUAUAGAAGGUUUAAACAACAGAGCUCUCGGAGUAAAGGGACGUUGACCGCCAGUUCCAUCUACACCACAAAAUCUUAACUGAACCGAUCAAACUUAUGCGGGUGCUACUGUACCUAUAAAACCUUCAUAAGCCAGAGAAACAGUGUUGUGUGUUGCGAGGCGGGCGUGCGGCGUGCAUAUCAAACAAUUGAAGCUCAUACAAGUAUCCUGAUUCGAUACUGCAUAGCGCGCACGCGGUCGAGCCCGCCCCGCUUCACGCCAAGCCAUCUGAGCGUCCAAUAAGGCCCUCAGGGGGGUUACCAUGACGUGCUAAAGCCGUUCAGUUUAGGUUGAGAGAGAGGGACGGAGCUAUGUAACUGCUAUAGCUGUGUCCCUUUCUCUCAACCUAAACUGAACGUCUUUAGUACGUCAUGGUAACCCCCCAGGACUACCGGCUUGAGUCAUAAGAAAAAUGUUGCCCGUAGAUUGUUUCAGUUAUUCCACCGAAUCCGAUGUAUCAUAGAAUCUCAACUUACGAUGUAACAACAAAUCCAGAUACCUAUUUUAACGAUUUCUUUCUUCCGCUAAACAUUUUAGGUAUUUUCUUUAUUAAACUCUUAUUGCUAUAAAUCUUGACAAUUAAAGAUAUUUGUCCCAUUUUUGUAUGAAAAACUAAUUAUCAUACAAUACGUAACGAAACGGAAAAAACAGUAUGGGACAAUAGUAUUGUUAAGAUGGAAAGCGUUAAAAUUGUCUAUACGGAAAAUAUAUAAAAAAAGUUCUGAAAUAAUAACAUUUUCGAAUAAAUAGAUGAAAAUACAUACCUAGUUUACGUAAUAAGCUUGUCGUACAAAAUUAUAACAUGUACAUUGUUUUAUAAUUUAUUUACCUACUGCCAUUUAAACGCCAUUUAACACAAUAACAUUCAACCAUCUUGUUAUAAGGGACAUGUAAAUAUAAAUGAGACAUUUAUGAUACAUACAUCAUAUUUUAUUUAUUAGCCGCGUUUGAAAUAUUUGGUAUCUUUAUUUGUGUACGUGCAUACGUUUUGAUUUUAAUGUAUUUUAACAAUGAAGUCCGAUGAACAACUCUUGCAGUUUUACGUGUCAUUUUAUUGAAAAUAUAUUUAGCAUCUACGAAAGUUACAAAAAAAAAUUUUUUUUCAGAAAUAUUCAAUAAAAAGACUCGUUAGGACGCUGUCUUCCUAACGCUAAAAAUAAGUACGAAGUAUACUUAAAAAAUACCCUCCCACUUUUGUUCCACCAGUUUUUUUUUUUUUUGCAUGUGUGUUUUUAUGAAAUCCCCUGUAUAUAUCCAAUAUAAAUGUUACAAUAAAAUAAAAAGCGAUGUUAUGAAAUGUAUGAUUACAGUUUAUUUGAGUAAUAGUGCAAUAUGCGAUCUCAUUGUGAAAUUGUAUUUGUUUGGUAUUCAAUUUUCUGGGCGAUAAUGUAUUUCAACUUGUACACUUUUUUUCAUCUUUUUUUUAUUUCCACAUUAAAUCAAAAGAAAGUUUUCGUGGCAAAGAAAACGUGAAUAGUACCUAAGACUCUUUAGAAAACAUUUAUUUUAUAUUAAUUUUAAAGGAGCUCUGAAUAGAAUGAACAUAAAUAUUACUAAUGAUAAAAAAAAGUGUACAAUUUGACAUAAAAAUGACCCUUACAUGGUGCCUCUGAUUCUAACGUAGUGCCAGUUUUGUAAAUCGAUGUCUAUAUAAAAAGAUAUACCUAUGAUUAAGUAGAUGGGGUGUUGUAGUUGGUAAAUUAUACGAGUUUCAAAUGGAUUUGAAAACAAACGGCUAUAAAACUUCGUUCGUCAAAAUAGUUUGUCUCUUUCUAUCAAAUCGAAAUGUUUUGCAACAUUCAAAGAGUAAGGGAAUCAGACUAAAAUAAAGUCACUAAAUUCUUCAGGAUUAAUUCGAGUCUCAAAGAUAAAUUCGAGUUUUUCAACGCCCUGGGAGCGCUGUGAAUGAAAUGUAUGGGAGGUAUAGAGGUCGCCUAUUGCGGUAAAGUCCGUCUGAGCUAACUUAUCAUAGACUUUGAAGUGAGGCAACACAACAUCCUACAAUUACCGUUUGUAAUUCGAAGAUUGCUCGUCAUGCAGCAUUUUUUACGGCUUGGCUCGUAACAAAAACAAAUUGAGGGUAGGUAUAUGAAAAGGUUAUGCUACCAAAUGAUGAGGUUAAGAAUAGGUAGCUAGCUUAGUGACAGAUCCGCGUGGUUUUGUACUGUUGAUUAACCUACAAAAUGUUAUUUAGACGAUCAACCAAAUCUUAGCACUAAAAAGUUGCGCGAAAUUAAAAUUUUCUAUCCUUUGCACCUGCAUUUUCAAUAUUUUUAAGUGUUAUGGCUCGUCGAUGAUUCCGCCAACGUCAAGGUUUAAGAAGGCAUGUGUUGUAUGAAGACAAUUGGCCAGUGAGCCCUACAUUUUUCAAAUUUGCCGCCAUUUUACUGCCAAGGUCAGUUGACCGUCUAUAACUACCCUGCAAUCUACAAAUUCGUUUACUUUUUAUAAAUACCAAAAAAUGCAAAUUUGUGCACUCUUCGACUUUCAAUACAUGAUUGAUCCGUUAUUUUUGUCGUCUUUUCGUCGACACUUUCACAUUUUAUCACGGAAAAGUCUAACCCCCUUAUUCAUAAACGUACACUAAAGUUAUCAAGCUGAUAAAGUUCGUUUGUCCUUUUCUAUCACACCAAUACGUCAGAAAGGGACAAACGAACUUUAUCGGCUUGAUAACUUAGUACAUUUAUGAAUAAGGGGGUAAGGGUUAGCUUAGUCCCACUUAAUUAGUUCUCUCUAAAACUGAGGUACAGAGGUUGUAUUAAGCAUGUAGGUAUUUCCCUUUUUAAAAUGCUUUGUAUUAUAUAGAUGGAAUCGGACAUAUUCUUAUAUUGAAGAAAUUAUAUUAAAUUAUGAAAAUUA
Messenger RNA from Leguminivora glycinivorella, 6962 nucleotides. It is a transcript of the gene eIF5B, whose product is annotated as eukaryotic translation initiation factor 5B. The transcript is spliced from 18 exons. Bases 175 to 3687 code for a protein of 1170 amino acids. The record is from RefSeq and is a predicted model, not a curated record. Gene Ontology annotation, molecular function: GTPase activity; GTP binding; translation initiation factor activity. NCBI's taxonomy places the organism in Eukaryota, Metazoa, Arthropoda, Insecta, Lepidoptera, Tortricidae.